Gopherus evgoodei (Goodes thornscrub tortoise) is the source of this 7718-nucleotide messenger RNA. RefSeq names its product AFG3 like matrix AAA peptidase subunit 2 (gene AFG3L2). Lineage: Eukaryota; Metazoa; Chordata; Testudines; Testudinidae. The transcript is spliced from 15 exons. Gene Ontology annotation, cellular component: membrane; m-AAA complex. Gene Ontology annotation, molecular function: ATP binding; metalloendopeptidase activity; ATP hydrolysis activity. The coding region runs from base 28 to 1854 and encodes 608 amino acids. The record is from RefSeq and is a predicted model, not a curated record. Gene Ontology annotation, biological process: mitochondrial protein processing; protein-containing complex assembly.
GCGGAGUCUCGCGGCGGCCGUUUGGCCAUGGCGCACCGCUACCUGCUGCUGUCGCGGGGCUGCUGCCGGCGCCGGGGCCUGCCCAGGUUCCUGACGCUGCAGCAGCUGCUCUCGGGCCGGGGCCCCUCCGGGCCAGGGCCGGGGCCGGCGCAGCUCCAUGAACAAGUUACCACUAGAGUGACUACUAACAAAGGUACUAUCUUGGCAAGCGUAAUUGCUGCUUACAGAAGACUCUUCUCCCAACCUCCUAAAGGAUUUGAAAAGUAUUUUCCUAAUGGAAAGAAAACUAAUGAAUCCAAAGGAUCAGCUGGAGAAACAAAAGAAGCAAAGGAGACUAAUGCCCAGCGACCUCCUGGGAGCAACAGUGGUGGAGGAGGAGGUGGAAAAAGAGGUGGCAAGAAAGAAGACACUGGAUGGUGGGCCAGAUUACAGAAGGGUGACUUUCCGUGGGAUGACAAAGAGUUCCGGUUUUACUUCAUGAGCAGUUCCAUUUUCUGGGCUACUGUUACAUAUUACUUUUUCUUCAGGAACUCUGGCAGAGAAAUCACUUGGAAGGAUUUUGUCAAUAAUUACCUUUCUAAAGGAAUGGUGGACAGACUAGAAGUAGUGAACAAGCGCUUUGUUAGAGUGGUCUUUACCCCAGGAAAGUCUCCCAUGGAGGGGCAAUAUGUCUGGUUUAAUAUUGGUAGUGUGGACACUUUUGAGCGGAAUCUGGAAACUGCACAGCUAGAGUUCGGAAUAGAAGGGGAGAACAGAUUACCUGUAGUCUACUCAGCAGAAAGUGAUGGCUCGUUUCUUCUGAGCAUGCUGCCCACAGUCCUUAUAGUUGGCUUCUUAUUGUACACGUUAAGACGAGGGCCCGCUGGCAUGGGUCGAACAGGGCGAGGAAUGGGUGGACUCUUCAGCGUAGGUGAAACUACAGCCAAGGUCUUAAAGGAUGAAAUAGAUGUAAAGUUCAAAGAUGUAGCUGGCUGUGAAGAGGCCAAAUUAGAAAUAAUGGAGUUUGUUAACUUUCUGAAAAACCCCAAGCAAUAUCAGGAUCUAGGAGCAAAAAUCCCUAAGGGGGCCAUUCUGACGGGUCCUCCAGGCACUGGGAAAACACUUCUAGCUAAAGCUACAGCAGGGGAAGCUAAUGUUCCUUUCAUUACAGUCAAUGGCUCCGAGUUCUUAGAGAUGUUUGUCGGUGUGGGUCCAGCUAGAGUCCGUGAUUUAUUUGCUCUGGCCCGUAAAAACGCCCCUUGCAUUCUCUUCAUUGAUGAAAUAGAUGCAGUAGGAAGGAAGAGAGGACGGGGAAACUUUGGAGGGCAAAGUGAACAAGAAAACACACUCAACCAACUUCUAGUAGAAAUGGAUGGAUUUAACACUACCACAAAUGUAGUCAUUUUGGCAGGCACCAAUAGACCAGAUAUCUUAGAUCCUGCGCUAAUGAGACCAGGGCGCUUUGAUAGACAGAUCUACAUUGGACCUCCAGAUAUAAAGGGAAGAGCAUCUAUUUUCAAAGUUCACCUCAGGCCCCUGAAACUAGAAAGCAUCAUAGAUAAAGAUAAUCUGGCAAGAAAACUUGCAUCAUUAACUCCUGGGUUUUCGGGUGCUGACAUUGCUAAUGUUUGUAAUGAAGCUGCUUUGAUCGCUGCAAGACACCUUUCAGAUGCCAUAAACCAAAAGCACUUUGAGCAAGCAAUUGAACGAGUAAUAGGAGGUUUGGAAAAGAAAACGCAGGUACUGCAACCUGAGGAGAAAAAGACAGUAGCAUAUCAUGAGGCAGGCCAUGCAGUAGCAGGAUGGUUUCUGGAACAUGCUGACCCACUCUUAAAGGCAUCCCAAACUCCUACAACUUAUGCAGAAGACUAUUAAACAUGGAGACCCUCCUUGCCAAUAAAUGGAGAAAGGAUGUCAAGAGUUCUGUACACCCUGUCACAGGAUACUUAAUACUAAAAAGACUUAAAGUUCCUUACUAUCACCAAAUCAAAUUUACUUGAUUUAAAUAUGUUUGAAUCUUCGUUGACUGAAUAAAAUAUUAGGACACAUUAUAAUUGCUGUAUCCCAGGUAUAAAUAUUAUAAUAUUUUCCAGAUACUUUCCUUAGCUGUUGAUAUCCCAGGUUAGGAUCAUCCACAUCAGAAGUCUGUUUCAUAGUUUGAAAGGGGUAUGUCUGAAGUCUUAUGCUGUCACAAAUUCUAAGCUUACCAUUAAAUCUGAAGGCUGUGGUUUUCUUCAAGUGCUCGCUCAUGUCCAUUCCAUAUUAGGUGUGUGCUCGCCACAUGCACCAGUGCCGGAAGAUUUUCCUUAACAGUGUCCAGAGGAGACCAGCUCUGGCACCCUCUUGAGUGGUGCCCGCAUGGCACAGUGUAAGGGGCGCUACUGGCUCCCCCAAACCUCAGUUCCUUCUUGUCGCCAGUGAUGAUGCUGGAACAUCCGCUGCUUCAGCUAGCGUUGUUUCGUUCUCUGUUCUUGCAAACUUUGAAAACCUGUAAUAUAAUUGUAUAUAGUUACUAGUUUCUUAGUUACUCUUAGUAGUAGUUCUCAACUCUUCAUUAGUCCCAAACGGGACUCAGCCGGGGAACAGGGCAUGCCCCAGUCUCCAGGCUUUAAGCCCUGUGAUGGCUGCAAACAGCCUAUGCCCAUCAGUGAUCCACAUACCAGCUGCCUAAGGCGCUUAGGCAAAGGGCAAAUAAGUGACAAGUGCCAUAUCUGCAAGUCCUUUAAGUCUAAGACAAAGAAGGAGUGCUAUAUUCAUCUGAAAUUGCUCCUAAUAGAGUCGGCACUCGGGCACUGGAGCAGUGGUCUGACUCUGCACUGAGCACCACAGCCUCCGUGCCAGUGCUCUGCCAGCACUGUCCAUGAGCCAGUUCCGGUAAAGAAGCUGAAAAAAAGUGUGAGGAGAAGAUCUCCUACCUCCUGUAAGAGAAAUGAGAGGGCUGGGCAUGAGCCACAACCCAUGCUGGGCAGCUCAACGCCCCCGUUGGGAACUCAGGCUCCAGCUCAGGUCAAGCUGUGCAGCCCAUCCCAUACUUCACCUGUGACUCUGUAGCGCUGCAGGCCCUGACCAGCUUCAGGUGCUGUUGACACCCAAAGCCAUUAAAGCAGCUCAGGAGAGCCUGACACUCCUGGUGCCGCCUACACCUGCUCCAGCAGUACCCCAGUCUCAGGGAGAACCUGGGUUGAGACUUAUGCGUGUGUCCCCACCUCAGCGGCACCGAUUUCUAUUGAGGGGGAUGUCCCACCAUUGCUCGCCCACCCGAAGCUGUCACGCCUCAGGACUACAGAGACAGGCUUGGUGGAGCCCUCUUCGAUCUCUGCGUGGGGGGCACCAAUCAAGGGACUCAAGAUCUACCUUGCCGGUAGACUGGCACAGACCCUCUGAGGCACACACCACCCAGCAAGAACUUCUGGACCAGCUGCCUGUUUCUAAGGGCCCGGUACCGAUCUUGGGAGCAAUCGAGGAUCAGAUAUCACCAGGCCAUUAUUGCCCAUCUCCAGGCAGUAGGUCACCUUACUCAGGAAGGUCCUCACGGCGACUAGCCAGUAUUGGCUCCCUGUCUCAUUCAGUGACCCGGUACUAUUCGUGUAGCGUGAGGCAUGGAUCAACGGGUGUCCGAGGCAGGUCCGCUGAACGCUGUAGGUCCCCGAGAUGCUGGGCUUAUUCAGACAGGUUGACGUCGAGACGCAGUGGCCGGCACCAGUCAGACAAGAGUCGCUGCCAGAUCCUGGUCACCCGUUACCAACUGCUCCAUUUAUAUCUCUGACACAAGCAAGGUUCCCUGACUGCAGGACAAGCCCCAGUACCGACAGUACUGCCUACAUCAUCAGCACCAAAACCUAUCCCAUGGCCCCAAGUGCAGUGGCUGGUGCCAUGGUACCCGUGGAACCUUUGAGGGUUCACCCAACCUUCCCAGGCUGCCCAAUUGGUGUUGGGAGCCUCAGAGAGGCCAGCAACCUCAAAAUCCCAUUCCCUUCUGGUGCUCCAGACUUUGCAGGGUAAGACCCCACAGGUCCAGGAGGACCCAGGAGAGCAAGGUGCUGGACCACCAAUGGACAUGGAGGUUUCUGUGGCACCAGCAUCAUCCUUGUCGUCGCCAGAUGAGGCUAUCAUGGGGCCCCCUCGCUCAGUUCCUUGGGAUGACGCCAAGCACACCAGGAACUUUUGAAGAGGGUCACUUCUAAACUGGGCCUUCGGGCAGAGGAAUUGAUAGCUCAGGUCUGCUAAACCUAGGAUUGUUGGUUCAAUCCUUGAGGGGGCCACUUAGGGAUCUGGGGCAAAAAUCUGUCUGGGGAUUGGUCCUGCUUUGAGCAGGUGAUUGGACUAGAUGACCUCCUGAUAUUCCCUUCCAACCCUGAUAUUCUAUGACUCUGUGAAUUGAAAGAGCCCAUGGACUCUGUUUGACAUCUUCUCCUUGUCGGCUCCUGCCAGGGUGUGUCUGUCCCUUCAUGAAGGAGUUUCCAAAAUCACUAACGCUUUGUGGCAGACUCCCUCUCUUCCCUGGCCCCUAUCUCAAAAAUUGCCGAACGCAAGUACUUAUACUCCCACCCUUCCCCCAAUUCCCUUGUGGUUGAGGUGAUUAACCACAAAGAGAGACCAGGACAACCCGGGGCCACCCUCAAAAAUAGACUCAAGGAGGCUAGAUCUCUUUGAAUGUAAGGUUUAUUCAUCUUCCAGCCUUCAGCUGAGAGCGGCCAACCACUAGGCCCUCCUUGGCCGAUACGACUUCAAUAUGUGGCAAGCCAUGACCGAGUUCAAAGGGUCGGUCCCCGAGACUUCUAAGAAGGCGUUCCGAGCAAUCCUCGAUGAGGGCAUGACCAUGGCCAGGGCAGCCCUCCAGGUGGCAUCUGAUGCUGCUGCCCGCACCAUGGCUUCCGCUAUCUCCAUGCGGCGAGCCUCCUGGCUGCUCCUGCCUGGGUUGUCUACUGAGUCCCAGCAGUCAAUGCAGGACUUUCCCUUCGACAGCCAAGCUCUAUUUGUGGAUCAAAGAGACAGCAAGUUGCAUGGCCUCAGUGACUCCCACACCACUCUGAAAAUCCUGACUUUCUAUGUCCCAGCCCUGGCACAUAAGCAUUUUGAGGGCACAUCUGAAGGUGACCUACCAGACCAUUCUCCAGAUCCAUCUGUCCCAAUGUUCUCCAAUCACCUUUCCCUUUUCCUCCCUGCUUGGACCGCUGGCUCCUCAGCACAGUGGAGCAUGGUUAUACCCACCAGUUCCUUUCUGUCCCCCUCUUCUCACCUGCCCUCUCUCUUCAGGGACCCCUCUCACAAGAGUCUUCUAGCAGAGGAGGUAAAGGGGUUGCUACAGCUGGAUGCAGUGGAAGAAGUUCAUCUCGAUUACAGAAACAAGGGGUUCUCUUCCCAGUACUUUUUAAUCCCAAAGGCCAAGGGUGGUCUACAGCCCAUCUUAGACUUGCGAGACCUCACCAAGUACCUAGGGAAGCUAAAGUUCCACACAGUCUCUCUGGCUUCUGUUAUUCCCUUCCUGGAUCCGGGAGACUGGUAUGCCGCUCUCGACUAGAAGGACACAUACUCCAGUUUACGAUGGGCCCCACCACUACUAGUUUGCAGUCCUCCCAUUCAGCCUGGUGACGGCAUCAGGGGUGUUUACCAAGUGCCUGUCGGUGGUAGCAACUUACCUCAGUCGCUGGGGUAUCCAGAUCUACCUGUACCUCUGACUGACUCAUCAAGGGCAGCUCCAGGUCUCAAGUCCAAAGGCAUGUCGCGGUACUUCAAGCUACGUGCCGCUUUCUUGGCCUACUGGUAAAUGACAAAAAGUCAACAUUAGUGCCACUGCAGAGGAUAGAGUUCAUUGGAGCAGUCCUCGACUCGACUUGCACCAGAGUGUUCCUGCUGCUGAAAACGUUCAGACAUUGAUUAACUUCAUCAUGGAAGUCUCCGCAUUCCCUCUAACUACAGCAGUCUGCAUCUGCUGGGCCACAUGGCAGCGUGCACUUAGGUGGUCCGCCAUGCCAAGCUCUGGAUGCUGCCUGCAACAAUGGCUGGGGACGGUCCUUUCCCAGUCCUGAAACCCCCUAGAGAAGAUCAUUACCAUUCCCCAGGUGAUACUUACCUUGCUGCAAUGGUGGACUGACCUAUGGACAGUCCUGGAGGGGCUUCCAUUCACAACCCUCCUCACUCUAUCGAAUUGAUGUCGGACGCCUCGGACCUCAGCUGAGGUGCUCAUCUCAGUGUCUUCCAGACUCGGGAUGUGGUCCCCACAGGAGGUGCAGUUGCACAUAAAUGUUAAAGAGCUCCAAGCAGUCCAACUGGCGUGCAGAGUCUUCCUGCCCCACCUGUCAGGCAAGGAUACAAGUCCUGACGGACAGCACAGCUUCAGUGUUCUACGUCAACAGGCAAGGAGGAGCAUGCUAUUUGGCUCUCUGUCAGGAGGCCGUCUCUGGGUCUUCUGCAUCAGCCACGAGAUCCACCUGGAAGCUUGUCACCUUCCUGCUUCAGGAAUACGCUGGUGGACCAGCUCAGCAAGUGCUUCUCCUCUCGCCACGAGUGGUCACUUCAUCCAGAGAUAGCCUGCAUGAUUUUCCAAAGGUGGGGAACUCCCCAAGUGAACCUGUUUGCUACCAGACAGAACAGGAAAUGCCACCGGUUUUAUUCUUGGCAAGGUCUGAGCCAGAGCUCCCUCUCUGAUGCCUUCCUCCUGUUGUGGAGAGGGAGCCUGAUGUACGUGUUCCCUCCAAUUCUGCUCAUCAGAAAGCCCUAGCAAAGAUCAAGAGAGACAGGGUGCAGGUUAUCAUGAUUGGUGUGGCCUCGCCCGCACUGGUAUGGCACACCCAUGAACCGGACCGUGGCCCCUCCCUGAGUCCUGCCAACCAACCAGACCUGCUGUCACAGGACCAUGGUUGGCUUUUACACCUCCAUCUCAGCAUAGAUGCUGCGUGACUGAACCCGCAGGCGUGGACCUGUUCGGAAGGGGUCCAGCAGGUCCUCCUGGAAAGUAGGAAGCCCUCCAUCAGACUGACUUACCUGGACAAGUGGAUGAGGUUUUCCCACUGGGCAUCUGAAUGAGGCACCUCUCCCCCUCAUUCCUCCAUACAGACUGUCUUGGACUGCCUGCUCCAUUUGAGGAACUAGGGCCUGGAAAACUCUUCCAUUAGAGUGCAUGUCGCGGCCAUCUAUGCUUUUCACCCACCUAUCCAAGGACAGACAAUGUUUUCCCAUGACAUGAUGGUCAGAUUCCUGAGAGGGCUUAAGAGACUCUUCCCGCAGGUACAAGCUCCCAUCCCACAGUGGGAUCUUAACUUGGUCCUUUCUAGGCUCACUGGCCCCCCCUUUUGAGCUACUGGAUUCCUGCUCCUUUUCUCACCUGUCAUGGAAGGUCACUGAAGCUAAAGCCUUGACCUUAGAGCCUCCGUACAUGGUCUCUACAAAGAUAAGGUUCAGUUGUGGCUCCACCCGGCCUUCCUGCUGAAGAUGGUCUCCACCUUCCUUAUGAGCCAGGACACCUUCCUCCUGGUGUUCUGUCCCAGACCACACAAGACCAGUGAAGAGCACAUGUCCCGCCCUCUUUCCCUCCUGUCAGAGUUUCGGGCAAGAAGGAACUGAGGGUGGAGAGAGCCCGUGGCACCCCUUAUACGGCGUCAUGCGGGCACCACUCCAGAAGGUGCCAGAGCCACUCCCCUAUGGAUACUGCAAAGGGAAAAACUUUCCGCACUGGUGCAUGUGGCAAGCGCACACACCUAAUAUGGAAUGGACAUGAGCAAUACAUCUCGAAGAACACC